Anopheles coustani is the source of this 678-nucleotide messenger RNA. RefSeq names its product G-patch domain and KOW motifs-containing protein. Gene Ontology annotation, biological process: mRNA splicing, via spliceosome. The coding region runs from base 1 to 678 and encodes 225 amino acids. The record is from RefSeq and is a predicted model, not a curated record. Lineage: Eukaryota; Metazoa; Arthropoda; Insecta; Diptera; Culicidae. Gene Ontology annotation, cellular component: spliceosomal complex. The transcript is spliced from 3 exons.
AUGGACGGGAAAAAGAUUAGUUUUGGUUUUUCUAAAGUGAAUAAAAAACAGCCCCUACAAUCCGGUCCAGCGGCAAGCGUGCCGCUGAAAACCAAGGACGAUUCGAUACAACUGAUAGAAUGUUUGGAAGGGCAAUCAAUAAAAGUUGUUGGGAAAACUGAUGAACCGCCACCUCCGUUGGUUAUACCGCUUCGCGAGCAGGAUAAAACCACGGUUCCUGAUCGAUUGGCAAAGCUGUUAGGCAUUAGGCAGGAAAAGCAAGGGCGCCUGCAAGCAGCCGAAUCGAAGGAACCAUCCACCGAAAGUAACACAAAUGGUGGCAGUGUAGGCCGAGAAACAAGUGAAGUGAAGAUUAAACAAGAACCAAGCGAUGGCAGCUCGGCCACGGUUACAGAAACCUUAGAACAAAGGGCGGCACGCGAAAUUCUGGAUGACAUAAACCAGGCAAACGUGAAGAAGGAAGAGCAGAACAAUUUUGUUGUGCCACUUCUUCCCGAGGAGCUGCCUCUGGAUGGUGCACGGGAAAGUACAAUGGAUGACUACGAAUCGGUUCCCAUAGAAAAGUUUGGUCUUGCAAUGCUGCGUGGUAUGGGCUACAAGGAUGAUCCGAAAAAAGACACCGCUAAAGUGGAAGGUCCAGAUUUUGGACCGGUGAUGCGCCCGAAGGGUCUCGGGUGA